Molecule: messenger RNA, 1271 nt
Organism: Maniola jurtina (meadow brown)
Lineage: Eukaryota; Metazoa; Arthropoda; Insecta; Lepidoptera; Nymphalidae
Exons: 3
Coding region: 1-714 (237 amino acids)
Source: RefSeq, a predicted model, not a curated record
AUGGUGGAAGUGUCGGGCGCGGGCGGUGUGGCAACGCGCGCAGGAGCAUCCCCGGCCAGCGCUAGGUCGCGUUACGUCACGCCCCCACGCGCGCGGCGCUCGCGCCCGGCCCGGCGCCGCAGUGCUCGCUCGUCCGCCAUGUUCGCUGCACGCUCGCUCGCCGUGGUGCUCGCCGCGCUGCUCGCCGCGCAAGUCGCGCUCGCCUCGCCCGCCGCGCCGCGCCGCCGCCGCCAGCUCGCCGACGACAACGCUCUGCAGCCGCUCGACGGCGCGGCGGGCGACGAGCAGACGCGCGACAAGCGCAAGUUCGAGGGCGUCACCGAGGCCAAGUUCGGUAUCAAGAACGCCGUGCUGGGCUUCGUCUUCGGCAAAAUCAACUCGCUGAUCGACUCCAAGACGCGGCUGGUGGAGAACCUGGACAAGCAGAACAUCGAGAUCAACAAGCAGUACGGCAUCGAGGCGCCCAAGGGCGGCGGCCUGAGCUCGCUGAGCGGCAUCGUGGGGCAGGUCAUCGGGCCCAAGCUGCAGUUCCUGGCGCCCAAGCUGCAGGCGGUGAGCGGCCUGUUCGGCGGCUCGUCCGGCGGCGGCGGCUCAGGUGGGGGCGGGCUGGGCUCGCUGCUGUCGCUGGUGACGUCGCUGUCGGGCUCGUCGUCCGGCGGCGCCGCGGCCGGCGGCACCGUCGAGACCGUCGACUCCGACGAGGACGACGAGUAGCGCCCUGUGACCAGACCCUCCUUGCCCAGUGAACCCUUGCCGGCCCACAGCUCCCCCGUGACAUUCGAACCGCGAGCGCUGCAGGGAUGUUGCCAUAUCUAAACUAAACUACAUUUUCAUUAGAGGCUCUUCUAGAAUACAUAAAAUUCACGUCUUUUGUUAGUUUUAAGUUUAAAAGUUAUUAUGAAACAAAUACGUGUCAUGAAAUAAACAAUGUCACAUUUCACUUUCCAUACGAGCAGCCGUAAGCGCGCGUUUUGAAAUUUGAUAUAGAGUUUCCAGAUUCGGGAAUAUGCCUAUUCCGAGGGUAGAAAAGUUUGAAUGUCACGAGGGAUGGCCCCCAGUGUACAGUCCCCGGGCCCCCCUGUACAGUCCCCGGGUCCCCAGUGUACAUCCCGGGCCCCCGUGUACAUCCCGGGCCCCCCGUGUACAUCCCGGGCCCCAGUGUACAUCCCGGGCCCCCAGUGUACAUCCCGGGCCCGCGCUCUCAGCGCUUGUAUUUAUAUGUAAAUAGUAUUAGGUGAGUGUGGUGAUUAAUUAAAUAGUAUUUGGUUUUU